CAAAACCAUUUGCCGCCAUUGAUGCAUUGAGAUCAAAGCUCAAAGCUCAAAGCUUUCUCUUGAACAUGUAACAAUAUUAUAGUAGCUAAAGAUCAAAGCUUGUAACAAUAAAUCCUAAAAUACCCAUCAUGUCCCUAUCACUUUCUUCUUACCCCACGCGCUUCGCCAUCCUCACGCUCCUCUCCGCCACCACAGUCUUCUUCUUCUACAAAUCACGCCGGCAUCUAUCCAAACGCCUCAAAUCCUUAAACCCCAUUUCCCAAAACCCUAUCCCUAAAACCCCAAGAGGCAAAAUCUUCUUUAUAUCCCAAACUGGCACUUCUAAAACUCUAGCAAAGAGUCUUCAUAGUUUGUUAAACCUUAACGGGUUUGAAUUCGAUCUUGUUGACCCAAAAGAGUAUGAGCCUGAGGAUUUGCAUAAAGAAAGCUUUGUAGUUAUUGUAUCUUCUACGUGGGAAGACGGGAAACCACCUUCAAAUGCUGGAUUUUUUGUUGAUUGGUUAACUGAGAGUGCUGAUGAUUUCAGGGUUGGAUCUUUGUUGCUUAGCAAGUGUAAAUUUGCAAUCUUUGGAGUUGGGAGUGGGUCUUAUGGUGAAACAUUUAAUGCUGUGGGUCGUGAUUUUUCGAAGAAGUUGAAGAAACUUGGUGGGGUUGAGGUUUUAGAGGUGUGUGAAGGUGAUGUAGAUGAGGGUAAUUUGGAUGAGGUUUUUGGUAAGUGGAGUAAGAAGAUUGUUGGGGUUUUGAGUAAUUUGGGCGAGAAUGGAGGGGAUAUGGGGAAUGGAGUUGGUGAUGGUAGUGAAGAUGAAGCUGUGAAUGAGGGAGAUGAUGAUGAGGAAUAUGAUGAUGAGUUUGAAGAAAAUGACGAGGAGUCAGGAAUUGUUGAUCUUGAGGAUAUUGCGGGUAAAGGACCUUCAAGAAAGAAAGGAGUUAAUGAUAAGUUAGUUAAUGGGAAGUCGAAUGGUGGAGCUGUGAAUGGAGAGAAGGCAAUGGUAACUCCAGUUAUUAGGGCGAGUUUGGAGAAACAGGGAUAUAAAAUAAUUGGUUCGCAUAGCGGUGUGAAACUUUGUAGAUGGACAAAAUCACAACUUAGAGGGCGCGGAGGUUGCUAUAAGCACUCAUUUUACGGCAUUGAGAGUCACAGGUGCAUGGAGGCCACUCCUAGUUUAGCAUGUGCAAACAAAUGUGUUUUUUGUUGGAGACAUCACACAAAUCCUGUUGGGAAGAGCUGGACGUGGAAGAUGGAUGAUCCUAUUGAGAUUGUGAACACAGCUAUAGAUUUGCAUACCAAAAUGAUAAAACAGAUGAAAGGCGUUCCAGGUGUUAAAGCUGAGCGUUUGUCUGAGGGUCUUUCUCCUAGGCAUUGUGCCUUGUCACUGGUUGGUGAGCCUAUUAUGUAUCCAGAAAUAAAUUCACUUGUAGAUGAGCUGCACAAGAGGCGGAUUUCGACUUUUCUUGUAACUAAUGCACAGUUUCCUGACAAGAUUAAGUUAUUGAAACCAAUCACACAGUUGUAUGUCAGCGUAGAUGCUGGUACAAAGGACAGCUUAAAAGCAAUUGACAGACCACUAUUUGGGGACUUCUGGGAGCGAUUUCUUGAUUCCUUGAGAGCUCUCAAGGAGAAGGAGCAAAGAACUGUCUAUCGUUUGACACUCGUUAAAGGGUGGAACACAGAAGAUGUGGAUGCAUAUUCUAGCCUAUUCAGCAUUGGAAAACCCGAUUUCAUUGAAAUCAAAGGUGUCACUUAUUGUGGAACGUCGGCUACAUCAAAGUUGACAAUGGAGAAUGUCCCUUGGCAUUCUGAUGUGAAGGAAUUCUCUGAAGCCUUGGCUAAAAAGAGCAACGGAGAGUAUGAGGUUGCUUGUGAGCACGUGCAUUCUUGCUGUGUUCUUCUGGCUAAAGUCGAUAAGUUCAAGAUAGACGGUCAAUGGUUCACGUGGAUAGACUACGAGAAGUUCCAUGAUCUGGUAGCUUCUGGAAGACCCUUUACAAGUAAAGAUUACAUGACACCUACACCAUCUUGGGCUGUCUAUGGAGCUGAGGAAGGUGGGUUUGAUCCAGAGCAAUUGCGUUUCAAAAAAGAGCGGCACCACAGAUCACCUCGUCAGGAAAAUGGUUCUUGAAUGUUCGAAGCAGUUUUCGUUACCUCUGGGAUGGCC
This is a messenger RNA of Solanum stenotomum, 2156 nucleotides long. Its product is annotated as S-adenosyl-L-methionine-dependent tRNA 4-demethylwyosine synthase. Gene Ontology annotation, molecular function: 4 iron, 4 sulfur cluster binding; catalytic activity; FMN binding. The transcript is spliced from 8 exons. Gene Ontology annotation, biological process: wybutosine biosynthetic process. Lineage: Eukaryota; Viridiplantae; Streptophyta; Magnoliopsida; Solanales; Solanaceae. Bases 129 to 2120 code for a protein of 663 amino acids. The record is from RefSeq and is a predicted model, not a curated record.